AUGUCCAUACUCCUUGGCGCCUACUUUCUUGGACUAAUAUCGCCACACUUGAUGGUGCUGCUCAAUGCCAGGGUCGCAGCUGCUACUAUAUACCAGACUAUCGAUCGAGUACCGAAGAUAGACGCCUAUUCACAAGCAGGCCAGAAACUCGAUCAAGUUAAAGGUCGCGUAGUAUUUGAAAAUGUUCACUUCAGAUAUCCGAGCAGGAAGGAUGUUAAGGUCUGUUAA
Molecule: messenger RNA, 228 nt
Organism: Cooperia oncophora
Lineage: Eukaryota; Metazoa; Nematoda; Chromadorea; Rhabditida; Trichostrongylidae
Source: the annotation of a GenBank genome assembly